AUGGCUUCAAAAUACUGGCUGUGCAAUGGUUGUACACACUCUGAUGAACAUAGCCGUAAGAAAUGUGUGCAGUGCGGGAGCAAGAAUGGUCCUAGAGGCGACAACGGUUAUAUGUGGUCCUGCCCCCAUUGUACCUUUAGCAUCGAAGGAUACAAGUCAAAAUGUUCAAUCUGUGGGUCACAAAAAGGUAAGAAUGGUAAUUUUCAGGGUUCUGGUUUCGGGGGACACAGCGAAAGAAGACGGAGAGGGGGACGCUCGAAAUACGGAAAAGCGACUGAUGAGGAAGUGCGCAUCGUCCUUCUGGGAAAAACUGGAACGGGUAAAAGCGCUACCGGGAAUACCAUCUUGAAUGACGAUUUCUUUGACUCCACAACAUCUGGCACUUCUGUGACAUCGCGUUGCACCAGCAGACAUGCCCAUAGGUUUGGCAGGGACAUUCAAGUUGUGGAUACACCAGGGAUAUUUGAUACCAACGUCCCAAAUGAUAGAGUUCAGAGAGAAAUUGUCAAAUGUAUCGGAAUCACCGCCCCGGGUCCACACUGUUUUCUUCUUGUCUUCGGACUUUCCCGUUUUACGCAAGAAGAAGAGGAAAGCGUUAACCACUUUGUCAGUUACUUUGGAAGGAAGGUUUUUCGACAUUUCGUCAUCCUCUUUACAAGAAAAGAUGAUCUGGAUCACCACAGCUUGACAUUGGAUGAUCACAUUCGAACUGUUCCAAAGAGUCUGCAAUCAAUCAUACAGGAGUGUAACAAUCGCUGUAUUGCCUUCAACAACCGAGCUACAGGGUCCGAACGACAAGAUCAGGUAGAAGAUCUUCUAGAGAUGAUCGACGACAUUGUUCGCAAGAAUCAUGGAGAUUGUUACACAAAUGAUAUGUACUCUGAGGCUGAAAAGGUUAUGAAACAAAGACAAUACCAAAUAAAAGGGAAGAAAAGGGAACGACAACGUGAGCGAGAAAGAAAAGAAAUCGAACGUGAAAUAGAGCAGAAGUACAAACGCCAAAUGAGCGGUCACUCUCGAAACCAAAAUGCACUAGAAAAUCGAGUUACAGAGCUGGAAUCUAAACGAGACUACUAUAUGAGUCGGUCUUCAGAACUGAACAAGGAGAUCCAUGAGCUCGAGGACGAGAUAGAAAACGAAAGAAGACAACAUGGUUCUCCUAGCUCCCAUCUUUUAAAGAAACUCAGGAAUUUAGAAGACGAGCGUACUAGAUUGGGAUCCGGAAAAGAGAAGGAAAUGGAGGGGGAGAUAGAAGAUCUCAGACAAGAGCUCAAACGCAUGCACAAGCACUCAAAAAAAAUGACAAAGGAGAAAGACAGAAUGUAUCAAGAAAAGCUGGAAGAGCAUGACCGGAGGUUUAGAGAGAUGGAGAAUGCACGUCACGAGGUAAGGCAGGAAGUAGAGACUGGUUCCGGUAAUGUGGGAGAGGCUCUUCUUGGUGGUAUGAUGGUCAUAGGGAAGCUAAUAUGGAAAGGAAUACAGAUGAUCUUUUAAUAG
Messenger RNA from Saccostrea echinata, 1497 nucleotides. Its product is annotated as GTPase IMAP family member 7-like. Gene Ontology annotation, molecular function: GTP binding. The transcript is spliced from 4 exons. Bases 1 to 1494 code for a protein of 497 amino acids. The record is from RefSeq and is a predicted model, not a curated record. NCBI's taxonomy places the organism in Eukaryota, Metazoa, Mollusca, Bivalvia, Ostreida, Ostreidae.